Messenger RNA from Moneuplotes crassus, 639 nucleotides. The record is from the annotation of a GenBank genome assembly. NCBI's taxonomy places the organism in Eukaryota, Ciliophora, Spirotrichea, Euplotida, Euplotidae.
AUGCUUCUGCGAAAGAAUAAGUUGCUCAAAAGCAGCUGCAUACUCCUCCUAUGACUACUACUAUCAUGAAUAACCCCAUCACAAGCACAGACACUCGACACCAACCUCUACGAAGGCCUCAUCUUCGGCAUGGGUUGGGGAACAUUCCUCAUCCUCAUCUUCAUAAUAAUUGGCGCAAUCCUAAUCUUCUUCAGAAAAAUGUUCCCGUACGAAUUCAUUAUGAUAAUAAUCGCUAUUUCCCUCCCGCUCUUCACCUUCCUAAUCCUGCUAGCUUGGCCCAAAAAGUCCACGAGCGCCACCACAACCACGACCACAUUCGACGACCCUACUCAUUUCUACCUGCUAAAAAUCGGCUUAUGCUUCACCUUCGCCUGCAUAUUCUUUCUCUUCGCCAUAUUCGCCCUCCUCUACGCUACAGUGUUCAGAUUUGUCUACGCUAGGAGAGAAGACACGGCCAGGAUCGAGAAGUUCAAGAGAACCAAGGAUAUUGACUCAGAUGAUGAGGAGGAAGAAGCAGCUGAGAUGAAGGAUUAUGACCUUGAAGAGGAAGAGGAGGAAGAAGAGCGCUCGAUAGUGGCAAGCUUGGCUGAAGAGGAUCUGGGGGAUAUCGAUGAGGAUGAAAGAUUGGUUAAUAAUUAA